AUUUUGUUCAAAAUAGUUCAUUUUUAUUCAAUUAAAUUAAAACAAAAAUAUUUUAUGCUCAACCACACAUGAGUACAAAAAUGGUGCCACCCAAAACUUGAACUCCCAUCAAACUGUGAUAUCUUCACCUCCUAUUUAUUGCACUGCAAUUUUGGUCGCUGAAAAUAUCUGCCCAUCUCAUUUCAUUGAUUAUUUUCUCAAUCAUUAGCUAAGAGCUUCAAUUUUUCUCAAGGAAAACGACAGCCAUGGCCGACGGCAACCAGGACAUAGAGAACGGCGAAAACCGCGCUCUGGAAGAAAUCAGAGCUCCGCUUAUCGCCGGAGAUGACGAUUCGGGGCGUUCAUUGAAGGGCAAAAGCUGCGAGGAAGAAAGAUGCAUGGUGUAUUUGAGUACAUUUGUUGCUGUUUGUGGGUCUUAUGCUUUCGGAUCUUGCGCAGGAUACUCGUCGCCCACACAAGCUGCAAUCAGAGAAGAUGUAAACUUGUCAUUAGCAGAGUACUCGUUGUUCGGCUCCAUAUUGACUUUCGGGGCAAUGAUUGGUGCAAUCACUAGCGGCAAAAUUGCCGAUUUUAUCGGUCGCAAAGGGGCCAUGAUAGUAUCGAGUUUAUUCUGUACAGCAGGGUGGCUAUCCAUUUACUUUGCCCAGGGGCCUGUGCCUUUAGAUGUUGGGAGGUUAGCAACUGGAUAUGGGAUGGGAGUAUUUUCUUACGUGGUUCCGGUAUUCAUAGCUGAACUUGCUCCCAAGGAUUUACGAGGAGCUUUGACAACCAUUAAUCAGCUUAUGAUUUGUACGGGAGUAUCCGUUUCCUUCAUCAUAGGCACAUUGUUAACAUGGCGAGCUUUAGCUCUAGUAGGCAUAAUCCCUUGUGCUGUUCUGCUUUUCGGUCUGUGCAUCAUUCCAGAAUCUCCAAGGUGGUUGGCAAAACAAGGAAAACAGAAAGAGUUUGAAGCUUCUUUACGUAGGCUUCGUGGGAAGAAUGCCGAUAUAUCUGCUGAGGCAGCUGAGAUUCAACUUAUAAGCUUUCUGUAUUCAAAUAAGUUUGGUUUGGUAGGACAAACGAGCUUAUCUCAUAAGCUUCUUGGGACGUUCGUUCUUUAUGCCGUCGUGAAUGCCUUAGCCAUACUCUUUGUGAUUGAGUUUGUGCCCGAAACAAAGGGUCGAACUUUGGAACAAAUUCAGGCAGCAGUGAACGCUUCGUGA
Striga asiatica is the source of this 1202-nucleotide messenger RNA. The record is from the annotation of a GenBank genome assembly. NCBI's taxonomy places the organism in Eukaryota, Viridiplantae, Streptophyta, Magnoliopsida, Lamiales, Orobanchaceae.